UGACAUUCGAAGUGGACGCUUCUAUUUUUUGUAAAAGCAGGAUUUUUCCGUGAAAAUAAGCAGAAAAUCAAGUUUUUUUUGUGAAAUUAGUGGACAUCUGUGAUCAGAAGUAAUGAACACAAGACUGAGAGCAAAGAAGACGAAGGAGGAGCUGCGGAAAACCAGGAAAACAUAUUUCGCCGAUGAGAAUACGUUGAGCGAUUCAAACUGGUUGGAUUCUUUUGACAAAUUUAUUCGUGAUAAAAGGCUACAGAAGGAGCAGGAUGCACCCCGACCGGCAAAAGACGUGAGGGUUUCAUUUAAUCGCGACAGUAGUGUUUUUGAGUCGUCCGGAAGUGUCUGGUCUCCGGCGCCACCCAAGGUCUCCAGGAAGACUUUGAGGAGGCUGAAGAGUACCGGAGAUGCUAUACUAGCUUCCACGCCACUAAACAUGACAAGAACUGCAAGGAGAAACGGGAGAACCACAGUAUUUGAUGGCAUUUCGCCGGUUUGUCCCACAAACGACACUCCGCUUGCUUUAGCGAGAAGUGACGUCCCUCCCAGCCCUGUUGUCUUUCCAUCAGUAAAUUCCCCAAGCGUGGAGAUUGUGAGCGCAACAAAAAUGCCAUCACCAAAGAGGAUUUUGGUGGAAAUCCCACGAAAGUCUGUGCGGGUGAAGAUCGAGAUUCCAGACAAGAAACAACGAAAGACUGUGGCUUUUAAGGAUGCUUCCGGCAAUGAUAGCUCUGUGGAGGUGGUUCAACCUCGACCGACGAUUGUCUUGGCGGCUGGGAAGUGGCGGAAGUCCCUGGCAAAUUGGCGCAAGAGCCAAAGGAACAAUUCAAACGGGAAUAUCUCAGGAAAUACGAGUGCUAUUCGUCCAGGACAUCGCCGAAAGACCGUCUGGAUAGCGGACUCAAUUGUGAGUACAUCGAAGAGAGUGUUAUUUCCUAGAAUAUUUAGUAAUUUUCCCCUUUUUUCGUGUAUUUUUCAGGAAGAGGAAAAUAGCGGUAAGUUCGCUGUAAUUCUAGCAGUUCAAAUCACACCUGCGGCUUCGGAUGUUUUCGGGUGGGUUUUGUGGCGCUGCAGUCGUGAGAUCUGCGCGAAUAAGAAGAAGAAGGAGGCGUCAGUGUCCAUUUUCUUUGGUAGUCCCCCCUUUUUUCCAAGUUAGAUUUCACAAA
Messenger RNA from Phlebotomus argentipes, 1160 nucleotides. RefSeq lists its product as uncharacterized. The record is from RefSeq and is a predicted model, not a curated record. Bases 113 to 1150 code for a protein of 345 amino acids. The transcript has 2 exons. NCBI's taxonomy places the organism in Eukaryota, Metazoa, Arthropoda, Insecta, Diptera, Psychodidae.